GCAAAUGUCUCCAGAUAACAGACACGCCACUGGAUUGUAGCAGCAGCCGCAGAUGGUUUGAAAGGGCGUUAAGGUGCGGGAAGGGAGUGGGACAAUUACAGGAUGAGUGAGCGAUAUACACAGAUCGGAAGUAAAGGGGCUCUACUUGUAAUGGUGCUUGUGAUCAGUGUCUGGGAGAUGACCGUACCAACGGAAGGAACUAGAGCAGUGCACCAUGUCCGAACAGGCACCUGCGAGGUGGUGGCGUUACAUCGCUGCUGCAACAAGAACAAAAUCGAGGAGCGGUCACAAACUGUGAAGUGCUCCUGCUUUCCCGGGCAAGUGGCUGGCACCACCAGAGCUGCCCCAUCUUGUGUAGAUGCCUCGAUAGUGGAGCAGAAAUGGUGGUGUCAGAUGCAUCCGUGCCUUGAUGGGGAGGAAUGCAAAGUUCUUCCUGAUCUGAAGGGCUGGAGCUGUGCUACAGGGAACAAGAUCAAAACUACUAAGAUAUCCGCGGACAGAGACCAGCUUUGGUAAUGUCAUAUGCUUCACAGCAGAGUCCAGGUAAGACAGUUUGGUGAACCAAAAGUUCUGGUCUUUGUCGGAUCAUCAGAGGAGAAGAGAGUAACAAUAAAAGGACCUUUCUGUAAAUAGAGACUUCCUUUCUUCUGGAUUGCAAUUAAUCUUUGGAAAACUCGGAAUGCUUCUUCUUGAACUCUAUGGACAUCAAAAAGAGGAUCAGUCAGACCUUCUUUUGAAGGACUCCAUGUGAUUAGCCUUACCGGACAACAGGAAUUAUUCUGACAUUGUACUGCUUGUAGUGGAAGACAAUGGUGAAAUUUGCCUAUGUGUUCAUUUCCAGAGUAUUUAUGUCCUUUACAGGGGAUUCUGCAUCACAAGUUGACCUGGGUGAACAGCAGGUCAGUUUGUUGUAAGCAUCGCAAAUAUUUAAUACAAAAUGUGACUUUGUUUUCUCAGUCAGUUGUGGCUUUAUUCUCUAACGAAGUGUAGUUUCAAAGGUUCAGAUAAAUGAGAAUCUGUGGCUGAGCAGCAGAUAUUCAGGGUGAUUUUCAAAGAAAUACACAAACACAUUCAUAACUGUAUCAUUCAAAUGUUGUGCCAUGACACAGAAAGGGAAAAUUAACCUAAUUAUAAUUAUAAUAUAAUUAAGUGUUAUAUUCAACCCAGAAAUUGUUGAGAAUGUAAGGACAGCUGACCUAAACCUGUGCUGUAAAAAGGUAAAAACUGAUCAAAUCUACCAGCUGUUAACUGACAGAAAAAGUUGGAUCCAGUUGUGGUUUAUUUUUCCUCUGAAUAUCACUCUGCCAUUUCCUAUAGCUUCUGCCAGAUUUUGUUUUUUCUAUCGCCGCUCUGGUGUUCAGAUUCUAGACAACAGCAGUGUAAAUUAAACACACAGCAUCUGGUCGCCAGCUGGAUCAUGACAACAAUGUUCCCUAAACUGUUUUUGACUAGCUAAGUAUGAUUUGCUGAUCUCCUUUCAGUAGGUAUCGCUG
This is a messenger RNA of Micropterus dolomieu (smallmouth bass), 1493 nucleotides long. Its product is annotated as chemokine-like protein TAFA-2. The record is from RefSeq and is a predicted model, not a curated record. Gene Ontology annotation, molecular function: receptor ligand activity. Lineage: Eukaryota; Metazoa; Chordata; Actinopteri; Centrarchiformes; Centrarchidae. The transcript has 6 exons. Bases 103 to 516 code for a protein of 137 amino acids.